UCAACUUCACACUGCUGCGAUUGUCUUUUAUUCGACAGAAUUGUGUUUCACUGCACAUGUUCAUCGAUUUCUGAGGAAUUUAGGGAAAGUAUAUUAAAUUCCUCAAUAAAAUGGGUGCUAUAUCAAGCAGAUAUCGCGUCUACAAUUCCGGACUAACACCCACGGACAUAAACAAUUUAGAGAAUGCAGAUAAACGUGAAAAUCCAGGGACAUUGGAUGAGUUGCACAAAAAAACCAAAGAUGUUAUGCCAGUAAACUUUGAAGGUGGUAAAUUAAUGGUCAACAAGGGAAUAUCUAAUCACUUCCAGAUGUCACACACAUUAACAAUGAGCACAGCUCAGAACGGCUACAAGCUGGGCGCCACAUACAUCGGCACGAAACAGCUGUCACCAACAGAGGCGUUCCCAGUGCUACUCGGAGACGUGGAUCCCUCGGGGAACCUCAACUUUAACCUUAUUCAUCAGCUCACACCGGAGAUCAGGGUUAAAGGAGCUGCUCAGGUUCAAGAAUGCAAGCUGACAGCCACGCAAGGCACACUAGAAUACAAAGGCUCUGACUACACGCUCGCUAUGGCGGUCGGCAAGCCCGACUUCAGUGAAAGCUCCUCGGUCUUCGUAGGACACUACCUACAGUCGGUGACGCGGCGGCUGGCGCUGGGCGCGGAGCUGGUGUACCAGUCGGGCGCGCGCGUGGCGGGCGGCGAGGUCGCCAUCGCCUCCGGCGCCGCGCGCUACACCAUGGACGAUUCGGAGGUGUCAGCGACGCUGGGAGCUGCUGGCUUCCAUUUAUGCUACUUCAAGCAAGCUAGUGAACAACUUCAGGUGGUAGCGGAGAUGGACACGUCUUUCCGAGGUAUGGAGUCUGUCGGCACCAUCGGAUACCAGGUCACCAUCCCCAAGGCGGAGCUCGUCUUCAGAGGAAUGGUAGACUCAAACUGGAACAUCGGAGCGGUCCUCGAGAAGAAGCUCCAGCCCCUGCCUUUCACGUUUGCCCUGUCGGGGAUGGCCAACCAGGCCAAGCAACAGUUCAAGUUCGGCUGCGGACUCAUCAUCGGUUAGACACCCAAAGAUGCCCACACACUGUCGAUAGUUCUUACACAUGUGUAGUGUGUACUAGUUACUGUAACAUCAGAGCGAUCUUGGCACGCUCCGGGAUGGCCUGUCAGGCCAAGCAACAGUUCACGUUCGGCUGCGGACUCAUCAUCGGUGAGACACCCAAAGAUGCCCACACACUGUUGAUAGUUCUUACACAUGUGUACUAUUUACUGUAACAUCAGAGCGAUCUUAUAAUUAUAGCUAUCAUUACUUUAUACACAAGAGAAAAAAAACAGUGACGUGGGUGGUAUACUAGUACUAUGAUCAGCAACUAUUUUGUCCAGACAGUGAACUGAACAUACACAGUGCGUCUCACAACCAAAUGUUUCACUAAACUAUAUACUAGAGAUGGGCCGAAUAUUCGGUAAUUAUUCGCUAUUCGGCAUAUUUUUCAAUGUUCGUAUUCGGCCGAAUAGUUCGGUUCGAACUGCGGAAUAUUUACCGAAUUAUUUUUUAAGGGCGUCCACUAGCUGGCGCGGGUGCACAGUGCACUUCACGGUCAGGCAUGAGACGGUCAAAAACACUUGCGGAGUGCAGAAGAGCAGAGACCUGAAUGACCUUGUUUUCAGCGUUUUAGACAGUUUUAUUUAGCCCAACCGCGAAUAUUCGGUUCGGUAUGAUCUGAACCGAAUAUUCGUAUUCGGCAAAGACCAUAUUCAGCCCAUCUCUGUAUAUAUGUCGGCGGCCGAUCGUAAGAGCAGGCAGAUCGUAAUGUUCCUGUGUAAUGUUUUGACGAUAGUCACAUUAAACCAAUAUAUAGGUAGGAUAGGUUCGUUACGUUGCUUCAGAUGCCCGAAGGGCAAACUGCCCAGAAAUAGGAGCGUCGAUUCAGGGAACGAGUCAAAGAUUUUCACGAUUCACGAUAUGCCUAGGAAUUUCACGAUAUGCCUGAUCUUACGAUCGGCCGUGGACAUAUACAUUUACUAUCUUAUGUGUAUUGCUAUGCUAUGUUGUUCAUGUUGCUAUCAUCCUGACGAGUUCAGACAGAACAGUAUAUUAUAAAAUGAUUUCGAAUCAUUAAUUUUAAUUGAUUAUUGUUAUGGACAUUGAAUGUAUGCGUGAAUUUACCUUUCCACCAUAUUGUAUGUAUGGUAUGCAUGUAUGUGUUUUGUUACAUUCAUACCUUAAAUCCAGUUGCAUUUAAAAGGGAUAUUUGGUAAUGGGUGGUAGCUCAAAGAAUUAUGAAAGAAAAGUAUCCUUUUUCUAUGUAGCAACACAAUUGGACUAUCUGUAUUUGUGGCUAUCUAUCAGAGAAGGGUCUUUAUGCUAGAGUCUGUGCGGAAAGAGAAGAGUCGUGAAAUGUAUG
This is a messenger RNA of Cydia fagiglandana, 2400 nucleotides long. RefSeq names its product mitochondrial import receptor subunit TOM40 homolog 1-like. The coding region runs from base 111 to 1058 and encodes 315 amino acids. Gene Ontology annotation, biological process: protein import into mitochondrial matrix. Gene Ontology annotation, cellular component: mitochondrial outer membrane translocase complex; mitochondrial outer membrane. NCBI's taxonomy places the organism in Eukaryota, Metazoa, Arthropoda, Insecta, Lepidoptera, Tortricidae. The transcript has 8 exons. The record is from RefSeq and is a predicted model, not a curated record. Gene Ontology annotation, molecular function: transmembrane protein transporter activity.